GAUAAGACCUUUUAGGAAUUCAAGUCCAUUUCAUAACGGGGACGAGUUUGUAAGCAAAGAGGUGUCUUGGAGGAAGGGCCAAGAAAAUCGGUUAGACUGACCUCCCUUUGACCUCCUCUUGACCCAAUGGACGUGACCUACGCCCUCCUCUGUCUCGCCACGGUGACCUCGCUUCUGUCUCCGGCGAGAGGUCACGCGCGGGCGGCCGGUGACCUCGAUCAUGGCGUUGAUCUGAUCAAUGACCUCAUGACGAAUGAUCCCGAAUCUCUCUGCAAGUACGUGCAAUGCAUCAAUCCUGUUGAAGAGGAAGCGUGUCCAGAAGGCACUUUCUUCAUGGCAGGAAUCGCGCAGUACGGUUGCUGCGGCGCCUGUGUUCAAUUCAGAGGCCUAAAUGAGGCGUGCACGGGCAGCAUCCACCCACAAUACUGCGGCGGGUAUGGCAUCUACGGCCAGAGCGGCGACUGCUCAGAUCCCUGGAGAAAACUCCGUGAUCUCAGGAAUUCCAUUGAGGAGAACCUCUACACGCAGGAUAACGUUGUCAGGUCUUCAUGGUGCGGGUACAACAUAGCCUGUGGAGGAAGCCGCGUGUGCGAGAUAGACCCGACGGCCAAGGGUUGCGUUUAUAUACAGAGGAGAUACGACGAGGCGAGACAACCCGGCUCAGGACUCUACCUGGAUUACAGAGACGACUACCGCUGGAGGCCGACGUGCACCAAGGAGGGAUUCUUCACCGAGAAGCAGUGCAAGGGGCCCCUCGGGGAACAGAGAUGUGUGUGUGUGGACCCAGACGGGAACAGGCUCUACGGUGACGCAUUUUCCUACCAAGAAGAUCUGUACGACAGCAUGAACUGCAAAUGCUCGCGCAGGGUAUGGGAGUUGCAACAGGCUGGCGAGAAAUCGGUCACCUUGCACUGUGCAGCGAACGGGAAUUACGAGCCCUUGCAAUGUGAAGACGGCUGGUGCUAUUGCAUUGACCCUGCAACGGCCACGCCCUACGGAUCCAGACUUCCCGAGGGCGCGAUGGACCGACUGGAUUGCUACAACAAGACGCUAGUUGGAUCACAGUACCUGAGGCGAUGCGAGAGCGAGUACCACGCCCACAUGGAACUGUAUGAUCUGAUGGCGUUCAAGGGUGUCCAGGGGCCCUCGACGCUUCUGAACUGUGAUGCCGACGGGUCCUAUUCCGGGAAGCAGUGCACCAUAGGCAGCUGCAGAUGCUAUGAUAAGUACAUGAACAACAUCAUCGCAGGUCUGGCAGGAUCAGGAUGCCAGUGCGCACGAGAUAUCUGGAUGAACAAACAGAUGAACAUCAACAUCGAAAUCUCUUGUGAAGUGGAUUCCGGGAGUUACAAAAGCAUUCAAACCCGCGCCGAUUACGCCUUUUGUGUCGACAGUGAUGGGGUUCGAGCCGGUCCUUUGGUAUACCAGUCGGCUGCAGGCAACCUGGGAUGCGCGUCAGCAUUACUGUGCCAAAACGGAGGCAGUGAAAAAAAUUGCGAGAAUGCAUGCCAGGGCUGCUCCAGAGAUGACUAUGUAAAAUAAAUGUCCAGGGAAAGAGUUAGUUCUUAUUGUUUUCUUCAGUGGAAAAAAAAGAAAAAAGAAAAUCCAAUAUCUGAGAUAGAAAUGUGGGAAAAAUAGGUUGUAGGGGCUAAUGUAACGUGAAUUUUUUUGAUUCACGUGAUAAAAAAAAAGUGAAGGAAAGCACCUUAUGACAGACUUUUUUCUUUAUAAUCAUGGUAAAUGUUUAAAUGAAUUUCAAUUGUAGAAUAAUUAUGAUAGUUGGUGACAGAAGGGAUAUUAAUAUUAUGGGCAAACUUGAUUACAAGCUGAUUUUUAUGCAAUAUUAGGCCUAUCUAUAAUUCAAAGCAUGAAUGGACUCCAUUAUUUUAGAGGUAAUUAAUUCAUAAUUAACACUGCUUAAUAUUAAUAUUUACUAAGUUUAACCCCAUAGGAGAUCUUACAUAAUAAAUAUUAAGAUUUCAAUAUAAACUUAAUAGAACACAUACGUUUAUUUUUUCUCAAUGUGAAAUAAACAUUAGCGUUAAAACUACUGUCUUCUUAAUAUUAUCCUAGAUGUUUAUAUUUUAAGGGACAAAAAAUACUUAGAAAAAUAACUUGUGGAAUAUAUUAAAUGACUUUUACUGCAGCCAUAAGUGGCGUGAAUGCACAUGCGAAAAAUAAUCAGUUAAUCCAUACAUUUGCUUAAAAACUAUUACAUUUUAUUUGUGAACGUGGUAGCUUUUUUUUUUUUAUAGAGUACAUACGUUGACAAUGAUCAUCAUUUAUGUUCUACUCAAAAGAAAUAGGGAGACACUGAUGCCAUUUGCAAUAAUGCUAAAAAGGUCACGAGAAAAAAAAAAGGUAUUAUAAUUGUCAUUGUCGUUACUUUUAUCAUCAUCAUUAUCAUUAUCAUUGCCAUCGUCGUUAAUUUAUUUAUUGAUGAUGAUGAUUAAUGAUGAUGAUGAUUAUUGAUGAUGAUGAUUAAUGAUGAUGAUGAUGAUGAUGAUGAUGAUGAUGAUGAUGAUGAUGAUGAUGAUGAUGAUGAUGAUGAUGAUGAUGAUGAUUGAUGAUGAUAUGAUGAUGAUCAGAAAUUUUUGCUGUGGCAUGCUAUAGUCAUCUGAAUCGUGUCUUGCCGAUUCCACGGAAUACCAGCUAUGUGAAAUAUGCUCAAAUUUAUAUAAAAGUUGAGCAUAUCUCCCUCGCAAUCCCAUUUGCAGCCGAGAAACUACGUGGAAAUCUCUACCGAUGGCAAAGUUUCGCUGUCAACUGCGAGGCCUUGACACUGACUCGGAAGACUCAAAGAGACAAAAAACGAAAGAAAAAAGUGACUCAAAACGCCAAUCACUCACCUAGAAGCAAACUCGAGUCAAGAAAUAAAGUGUGGUUUCGGAAAACUCCCAUGCCGUUCCUUCCAUACUCAUUUUGACUUCUGAAAUCUGAUAUUCUAACAGCACAAUUCUUAUAAUCAACCAGAACCUCACAGUCUUGCAAUGGGGAGGCACAAUGCAAGGUCUACGUAACAAUACAUAGGACCUUGGCACAAAAUACAGUACUUGAUAAAAGAA
Messenger RNA from Penaeus monodon (black tiger shrimp), 3065 nucleotides. RefSeq lists its product as uncharacterized. The record is from RefSeq and is a predicted model, not a curated record. Gene Ontology annotation, biological process: cell-matrix adhesion. The transcript has 11 exons. Lineage: Eukaryota; Metazoa; Arthropoda; Malacostraca; Decapoda; Penaeidae. The coding region runs from base 127 to 1542 and encodes 471 amino acids. Gene Ontology annotation, molecular function: protein binding. Gene Ontology annotation, cellular component: basement membrane.